Molecule: messenger RNA, 1040 nt
Organism: Drosophila kikkawai
Lineage: Eukaryota; Metazoa; Arthropoda; Insecta; Diptera; Drosophilidae
Product: DNA ligase 1-like
Source: RefSeq, a predicted model, not a curated record
UUCUUGGAUGACAAUCAGAAUUAUUUCAUUUUCGUUUUCGUCAUCGUAAAGCCGCAAAAUGGCUCCUGCUAGUAAUUGCUCUCUGUGCACUAAGAAUAGAAAAGUUUUGGACACAAUUUUCGUUUGCACGACAUGUCUUGAGGGUAAGCAAUAUCACGACUUCAAAAAUGUGAAGAAGCCGAAAGACGCGAAGAAUAAGUCCCCGAAGGAUAAGACAAAGGUAGAGGAGAAGAAGGAGAAUACGGGAAAGGAGAAUAAGGCAAAGCAGAAUCAGAAAAAGGAGAAUCAGGAAAAGGAAAGCCCGGAAAAGGAAAGCCCGGAAAAGGAGAAUAAAUCAAAGGAUAAUCCAAAAACGAAUAAUAAGCCAAGGAAGACUUAUGAAAAAGGGAAUUCGGAGAAGGAGAUGCAGGAACAGGAGAAGCCGGUAAAGGAGAAUAAACCAAAGGAGGUUUCGGAGAAUAAGGUUGAGGAGAAUGUAUUAAAAGAGAUCACGGGAAAUGAGAAUAAACCGAAGAACAAUCUGGGAAAGAAGAAGAAUAAUCCAAAGAAUAAUUUAGAAAAGAAGAAUUUGGCGGAGGAGAAUCUGGUAAAGCAGAAUAUUGAAGAGAAGAAUCUGGAAAAGGGGAAUGACCCAAAGAAGAAUCCAGAAAGGAAGAAGAAUAAGUCAAAGAGAAAGAAGGCAAAGAAUAAUCCAGAAAAGGAGAAUAUGGAAGUGAAGAAUCCAGAAAAAGAUAAUAUGGAAAACGAGAAUCUGGAUAAGGAGAAUAAGCCAAUGGAAAAUAAGCCAAAAGAUAAUCCGGAAAAGGAGAAUCCUAAGGAGACAGCUGGCACUAGCAGUCCGACUGUCCUGGCUCCCGUAAUGCAAAUCGUAUAUAUCAAUAACCAAUAUUUUGUCAUCCGUAAGCCAAUCGAUGGUAAUUAGCUCCCAAGUUGACGAAACAUAAAUUCAAUUUCAUUAAUUACAAUUUAAAUCAUUGCAAAAAAAAAAAUAAACAGAAACUCAAACACACUCUCCUAACAUGUUUUGAAAAAUAAAUUAC